AUGACAAAUUCCAAAUGCCACACGUGUAGCAAUAACGCUACUGCCAGGAGCAAGGCUGCCUUCUGUACCCUAUGUAAACAAUGGGUACACAUAAAAUGGGCGAAGAUAGCCCCAGAAAUAUACGAAGUCCUCAAGAAAUAUGACUCAGAAAGACUCUUUCCCUUCUUUAGCACAUACAAAAUAAGUUUUGGUGACAAAGACGAGGCUGACACAAACACCGAUUCACAAGAGGAAGCCCCAGAGCAAGGUAGUGACCAAUCUGAAAUUGAGAAGACGGACUCAGCCUCAAAUGAACAAAACGAUCGAAAGAAGGCACUGCUCUCCUCUAAUGUUCCUGAAUCAGAGGAAGUCAAUGCGGAAACGCUUGUUGACCAUGACUCAAAAGAAUUGAGCGCCAUCAUUCCAAAAAUGCUGGACCCAAGUGGUGGCCGAGUAUCGAUGGUACAACUCUUCAGACUGGGUGCGAAACCUACAGAAGGCGGACGGCCUAGACCACUGAAGGCAGCUUUCAAGUCGGAGCAAACUCCAAAACUACUUCUGACUCGUGGCUGGAGGUUUAAAGACCUUGGAGAUCAAGAUACCGGUCAACGUGAACUUAUCGCACUUGCUGAUAAUUUAGAGAAACCGGGACCACCCACCCAACACAAUGGGCAACAUGACACUGGCCGCCUUCAGGAGUACUCUCGUCUUGGGCGUUAUCAUUCAAGACGACCUCGAAACCCGAGAACAAUCAACUUUGGCGGGACGCAAGGGUCUGGCACUACUAUGGAUGUUCAAAAGAGCAUUCACGUCCUUGUCCAUGCAGUUAUUCCAGUAUGGAUCGUCCGCUUGGUUCCCGUGUACGAAAAGCGAGAUGACCAAUAUCGAAUAUGUACAACGGCUGGGGUCAAAAAUGGUGCCCGAAGUGAGGGGCUGACAUAUCCGGAGGGCUGUGAAACACUGGACCUGUUCGCCCUCGAAUUUUGA
Molecule: messenger RNA, 966 nt
Organism: Dibothriocephalus latus
Lineage: Eukaryota; Metazoa; Platyhelminthes; Cestoda; Diphyllobothriidea; Diphyllobothriidae
Source: the annotation of a GenBank genome assembly